AGACUUUUCAUUGUUCUGAGUGUGGCAAAGGUUUCAAGAAAAAAGGGCAUCUCCUUCAACACGGGGUCAUCCACUCUGGGUCUCGGCCCUAUGCCUGCACUACUUGUAGUCGUGCUUUCAAUCGCCGUGAGUCACUCACCCGCCAUGAAAAAAUCCAUGAAGAGAAACCAUUCCGCUGUCCAGCUUGUGGUCGCUGUUUUCGAGAAAGUACGUCUCUUUUGAACCAUGCCGCCUCUGGCACCUGUGGCAAGUCAGGACGUACAGCGAGAUCAAAGCAUGAAAGUAAUAUAGUUGAUGGCAAGAGCAAUAAAGCUGGGGGCUCCCAAGAUGGAAUAGCGACUAAUGCAGCGGGUGAGUAACGUCUAGAGUAGUGUUUAUUUUUAGUAAACCCAGUCAAAGUCAAAAUAUUUCAUAGGCACUAUGAAAUUUGUGUGCAUAGCAUUAUUACUGUUUAGUCUGUUGUGCAGGUUCUUACCGGAGUGAUGAUUUCAGUGAUGACUACAAGGACCAGCGCUCUCAAGGUAUUCUAUAUUCUGGAACAACCCCAUGUGGUGGUGGCAACAUGACAGGGCUUGCACUUAGGAAGGCACCAUUAGCUCCUACUCUGCAUCCACACCCACAAAACCAAAGCCAGCAGCAUCAUCAACAGCCACAUCUCCCACUUUCAUCCCUGUUAGAGGAUUCCGAAGAUGAUGUCACUAGCUCGGUCAACAAUGCAAUUUCUGCCAUCACUGCUGCAGCUGCAAAUUGUAUGAGCGGUGAUCUUGCCCAUAGUGGAGGUAGAGGGGAUGAUCGCAGGGAUAUCAUUGGUGGAUUGCUUGGAGGUCUGGGUCUUGGACCUCUUGCCUCGCCUAGUGGUCCGUUAUCAACAUCUGGCCUGGAAAAGUCCUAUAGAGGUGAUGCUAACCCAAGUGCAGUGGGGCUCAACCAGCAAACAGGUCAGCAGACACCUGGUGGAAAGCCCAAGCGUCCUCGUAAGCCCCGCAAGAAAAAGGAGCCAGGUGUUGUUGGUGUUGAGCCCCCUAAAAGAAGGCAGUCCUCUCACAGACCAGGAGGGCCUGAUGGGGAUAUUAGACCAUAUUUGUGCAGUGUCUGUGGUCGAGGAUUUGCAAGAAGAGAGACUUUGCGAAGGCAUGACAGAAUACACACCGGAGAAAAGCCUCACCAUUGUACUGUGUGUGGCAAAUUCUUCAGAGAGGCAUUUCAUCUUAGCAAGCACCACACAGUGCAUUCUGGAGAAAAGAACUACAAAUGUAUUUUGUGUGGAAAGGACUUUGGAUAUGCUCAGAGCCUUAAAAGACAUGGCAAGCUACACCAGAAAGGUGAAAUGGAAGAAGUGCCAACAACGCCUGGUGGGGAAAACCUUAACAGCUAUCCUCCAUCCUCUGGUGGCAGCUUGAUUCAAGGGGGCCAUAGUAGCUCUUCUUCUUUUUAUUCAUACUCUCAAGAUGUCAAACCACAGACAUCAAACACUCAGCCCCCUCCUAGACUGUACACAUGUGCUAUAUGCUGGAAAUCAUUCCGCCAUCACUUUCACUUGACAGCACAUCACCAAACAGUUCACGAGGGUGGUGGCGAAAAGCUGUUUUCUUGUGAAGUCUGUGGGAAGGCUUUUGCAUACUCUAACAGCCUUACACGGCACAGGCUUUCUCAGCAUGGCCUAACACGGACUGGCCAACCAGUUGCUCAAAGAAGCACAGGCGAAGGGAACAGUGGUGGUGGUUCGAUAUCAGAAAGUGAAGCUGCUACAAAUGCUUUGCUUCAGCUUGCGCCACCAAGUGGCACACAUGGCGAACAACAUGGACUUCUUCAUAGCCAGCAUGCUCCUCCCCAAACACAAACUGGCUACUCCUCCCUGUUCUAUAUACCCGAUGCCAACAUUACACACUCUGCUUCAUCUAAUGCCUCAUCUUAUUCUCAUUCUCUGCCAUCAACUUCCUCAGGGCCUCUACUUUGUAAUCAUCAGCAUCAACAACACACUGGGAAAAAGGGUGAACCCAUUUAUCACACUGGUCACAGGCAUACUCUUACUGCAAACAUACCUGUGCAUUCCCUUGUUUUGCCUCCAUCAGAGCCACAUCAGCAACACCACAAUCCCCAGCAGCUUUCAGCUGAGAUCCAGUCUACACACCACCACACUUUUCAAAGCCAAGAAGAGUUGAGGAGACGAAAAAAAAAAAAAAAAAGACGGCCAGAGAGAGGGGAGAUAGGCUACAAAUGGACCCCGGCUGCAAAAGUAGAGAGAGAACAGGUGGAAGUUUCCCUUGGGGAAAGGCAGAGAAAUCUUCUUAGAAGAAAGAUUUUUAAGAGAAAAAGGAGAGAAAUUCACAGAACACAACGUAAAAUUAAGAAGCGCAUGGCUGUGCUCGUAAGGAUCAGGCGUGGAAGUGGAGGAAGUGCUGUGUAUGAACUGGGCCUUCCAGGUGGACUGAGGCUUCACAGGCUUCGCUCUCUCAAAGUUCCACUGAAACGAAAGUCCUGUCCCCUUUGCCUUGGUGCAACCUUCUCACAACAGGUAGCACUUAAAGUUCAUAUAGCAGCUAGACAUUGUCCCAAAGUGAGAGGCCUUCAGCAUCGUUUGAAAUGUCCAGUUUGCGGAAAACAGUCUCGCAAGUUCCUCUCAGCUCUCAUUCACAGAAGCUCCCAUUUAACAAACAGAGCAUUUUCUUGUAAACAUUGUCCCUGUCGUUUCUGGAAUGCAAUGCUCCUCACACGGCACAAGAAGGUGUGUCGAGGGACGUUGGCUAGGUUUCAACGAGAGAGGUCUCUUUGUGUUAAAUUAGUCAUGGGAGCAACAUACAAGAGGUUUGAAUGCAAAGGAAACUCUUCAUCCAUGCAUAUGGAAUACAGUCCCUGAGUUAUGUCAUUAAAUACAUUUUCAUAUGCACUUUAAGAAGAGAAGUGUUGGGAUUGUCAUGACAAAAACUGGGAUACCUGACUGAAUACACCCUUUGCUCAUGUAGACUUUGACUUGUGUGUCAUGAGAGCGUUUUCUUUUCUCUCUCAGUCAUUACAUUUCUUCACGUAACUUGGACCCCUAAAAUGAACACCUUCAACAAACUCACAGAUGUAUCAAAGGCAUUUGUAUCGAAAAAUGCUUAGCCUCUCCAUCCAUCCAAUUCCACACCAGUCUUCUAAGAAGAAAAUUCUUGUUCAGAUUGAAAUGAUCCUUGGAUGGUAAUAGAAGAGGAUUCAGUGAUUUGGCUAAUAUUGUACUGUGCCAAAACAAAAGGCUAUUGCUCACUAUUCCUCAACAGAUGCUCUGUAAAAUUAUUCUGUCUUUGAUAUAUAUUGUGUUUGUUGGUGUUCACUUAGAGCAAGUGUGGAGGUGUGAUUUUGUUAAUGUAAAAAGUGCAUUCAGUAUCCGAAGGCGAAACGGGGGUCCUGUUAGGAAGUGGAGUGUUUUAUUUUAAAGAGUAUUUAAAUUACUGCAUGUUAGCGUGAGUGAUGAGACUGUGGGCUUACAUGGUUACAUGACAAAUCCAAUUGAAAAUGUAUUAAAUAUAGGAACCAAAAGAAAUUAAUGUAUAAUAACAAAUGUUGAUUAACACUUUGUAAUAUCAAAUGUGAGCCCCGUUUUGAUUUAUUUACUCUUUUGAAAGAAAACUAGCAUUAGGAUGGAAACGCCAGCACUUAAACAGGAAGAAUAUGAUUUUCCACACAACCAGUCAAAGGACUAAAAAAAAAAAAUGUAAGAUGCAAAUUCACAGAUUCUUGCCCUAAAGGCAAAAGCCUUACCAAAUUGUGACAAUUAAUACACCACAUAUGGGUAUAGUACAAUGUAGCGUUUAUGUAUAGAGUUUAAGGGAGGAACUGAAAAAUAUAAGUGUACUGUAAUGUAAAUUGUGUCAAUAUUUUAUUAUGUUUUUUUAAGCAAAUGUCAAUUAUCUUUUUAUCAUAGCUACACUUCAGGUAGUUGGAAGAGUGAUUGUAAGAGUUAUCACUUUAGAUCAGGUCUUGAUUAAGUUUAAUAAUGUGUGACAUUCUGUCCAUUUGACAACUAUGAACGUAUCCCAUGUACUUUUCUCACCUUGUAGAGAUGCCAUACUACUUUUAGCCUCUCUUUUUUUUUCUUUAAAAGAAGAAAAGUAAUACGUAUGUUUUUAUCACUUUAUUUACACAUGAUAAGCUGGUUGUUGAUGAUACCCAAGCAUUUAAUAAAAUUUCAAAAUGUUAUAUCCUUGUUACUUCCAUCUACACAUGUAUCAUUUUGUAUGUAUUUGCUUGUAUUAAAAUACGCAGACAUAUUAAUUUUA
Messenger RNA from Pimephales promelas (fathead minnow), 4256 nucleotides. The record is from RefSeq and is a predicted model, not a curated record. Lineage: Eukaryota; Metazoa; Chordata; Actinopteri; Cypriniformes; Leuciscidae.